This is a messenger RNA of Gongylonema pulchrum, 216 nucleotides long. The record is from the annotation of a GenBank genome assembly. NCBI's taxonomy places the organism in Eukaryota, Metazoa, Nematoda, Chromadorea, Rhabditida, Gongylonematidae.
AUGCCACUGGUUGAUGAACUGUUUGAAGCGCAGCUAGCUAUCUACCUCAACUUGUCAGUUUUGUUGACGCAUUCCGAGACGACCUCAGUAUACGCUAAAGGAUGGAUGCUGUGGUGGCUAACACGUGUAAAAGAGUGGACCGAUCGGCAGUGGUCGGAAGGACGUGAAACAAAAUCGCAAAAGCAGUGUGCUACAUCCAUCAGACUGAUUGAUUGA